Molecule: messenger RNA, 1894 nt
Organism: Osmerus eperlanus (European smelt)
Lineage: Eukaryota; Metazoa; Chordata; Actinopteri; Osmeriformes; Osmeridae
Product: terminal nucleotidyltransferase 5C-like
Exons: 3
Coding region: 273-1478 (401 amino acids)
Biological process (GO): mRNA stabilization
Molecular function (GO): RNA binding; poly(A) RNA polymerase activity
Source: RefSeq, a predicted model, not a curated record
ACAUAGAUAUUGAACAGAGCGCAUCGUGAUUUACUGUUAAGUCGUGACGCUGGAUUGCCAUGGAAACAACAUUAAGCUCCCCAUUUGAGAGAAACUGCGCGGUAGAACUUCAGUUUGUUCAGCACCACUGUGGCGGUGGACAGCGAUCAAGCAUGAGCGUGUAGGUUCGCAAGAGUACCGUGAUCUGUGCCGUAGGGUCGGAGACUGAAAUCAAACCUGUUAGAUAUCUACUUUUACCGAGUUCGUUACGCUAGUUACAUCAGGUGAGGAGAAUGGAGGUCCAGACUGGUCGAAGAUUCCACAACCUAACUCUGGAGCAAGUCCAAACUCUGGACCAGGUAUUGACGGAGGUCAUCCCCAUUCACGGGAGAGGCAACUUCCCCACCCUGGAGGUGAGACUUAAGGACAUCAUCCGUGUGGUGAAGGACCGGCUGGUGGAGAGAGAGAUCAGGGUCAGGGACAUCCGCCUCAACGGCUCCACAGCCAGUCAUGUGAUGGUGAGGGACAAUGGGAUUGGCUACCGGGAUCUGGACAUCAUAUUCGGGGUGGAGCUUCCUCGACAUGAGGACUUCCAGGUGAUCAAGGAGGUUGUUCUGGGGAGCUUACGUGACCUUCUCCCCCGAGGGGUCAACCGACGCAAGAUCACCUGCCUCACCAUGAAGGAGGCCUAUGUGCAGAAGAUGGUAAAGGUCUUCAACGACCACGACAGAUGGAGUCUUAUCUCGUUGUCCAACAACAGAGGAAAGACCAUGGGGCUCAGGUUUGUCAGCUCACUGAGACGACAGUUUGAGUUCAGCGUCGAUUCCUUCCAGAUAAUACUGGAUCGCAUGCUGGAAUCAUACUGGGAAACCGAGAGAAGAGAACAGCUGUUUGAAGGGCCGGAGCUUCAGAGGGAUCCGCCCACCAUCACAGUAGUGGCAGAAUGCAUGUUUGGGGACUUUGAGCAGGCCAUGGACCACCUUCGCUUCCGUCUCAUAGCCACCCACAGCCCGGAGGAGAUCCGCGGAGGAGGCCUGCUGAAGUACAGCGACCUGCUGGUGAGGAACUUCCGUCCGGCCAGCGAGACGGAGAUCAAGUCUCUGGAGCGCUACAUGUGCUCUCGCUUCUUCAUCGACUUCCCGGACGUCAGCGAGCAGCAGAGGAAGAUCGAGGCCUACCUGCGCUGCCAUUUCGUUGGCAACGAGGAGACGAGCAAGUACGACUUCCUGAUGACCCUGCGCCGGGUGAUCGAUGAGAGCACAGUGUGCCUGAUGGGGCACGAGAGGAGACAGACCCUAAACAUGAUCACCGUCCUGGCUCUCAGGGUGCUGGGGGAGCAGAACGUCAUCCCCAACACAGCCAACGUCACCUGCUUCUACCAGCCCGCCCCGUACAUGGCAGACCCCAUUUUCAGCAGUUACUAUAUCUCCCAGGCCCAGCCUCCUCUCCUGUACCACCCAUACCCGCUACACGUCCACAUGCAGACUGGCCUGGUCUAGCCCAAGCCUCUCGCUAAAGGAGAACAUGCAAGGUGCAUUAAGUAAGGUUAAAAUAUCUUUGACCACAGGCUCAAUGUAGAUUUUGUUAUGAAACCGGCAAGCAUGAGCACUGUUUGUGGCAUGAAUAGACCCUGCAGACGACGUGAGCUGUAGCUUACUCUUCUGAUAAAGGUAGUGUCAUCACUGUUCAGAGAGGAAAACGCUUUAGAACCUGAUAAAAUAGCUGAUUCCUCACGGUGAGCAAACUGUGAGGACAAAUGUCACUGAGGAAGAAGAACAUUCUGGAAAGGUGAUUGAGAUAUUGUGGUGGCAGGCCAGGAAGGUGUUUACAGGGGAAGUAAUGAUACGGAAAACAAAACUUAACCAAAAUCAAAAAAAAAAAAAGGAAAAUAACAUUAUCAGCAGACUAGUUUAGC